CUGCGGCUCGAGGUAUUCCGGUCGACCGUCGUUUCUGUUCACUCCGACGGCCAUGAUGUUGAGUGCCGUAUCAAAGGCAGCCGCUGGUGCCCUGCGAGCCGUUAAACCCUCUAUACUCCAAAAUGAAGUAACAAAAGCAACAGUCGCCUUGUCAGUCAACCGACGUGACUAUGCAGCGAAGGCAGCGGCGCAGCCCAAGGCUGGCACAGCUACGGGUAAAAUCGUAGCUGUUAUCGGUGCUGUCGUAGACGUACAAUUCGACGAAGCACUUCCACCAAUCCUCAAUGCCCUCGAGGUGCAAAACCGUUCCCCCCGUCUUGUUCUCGAGGUUGCCCAGCAUCUCGGUGAGAACACUGUCCGCACCAUCGCCAUGGACGGUACUGAGGGUCUCGUCCGAGGCCAGCCAGUCUUCGACUCCGGCUUUCCAAUCAGAAUUCCCGUUGGUGCUGAGACACUUGGGCGUAUUAUCAACGUCAUCGGUGAGCCUAUUGACGAGCGUGGACCAGUGAAUACUGACAAACUCGCCGCCAUCCACGCCGAUGCUCCUGAGUUUGUGGACAUGAGUGUCGAGCAGGAGAUUUUGGUCACUGGUAUUAAGGUCGUAGACCUUUUGGCUCCUUACGCCAAGGGAGGAAAGAUCGGUCUCUUCGGUGGUGCUGGAGUAGGUAAAACUGUAUUGAUUAUGGAAUUGAUCAACAACGUUGCCAAGGCCCACGGUGGAUACUCAGUGUUCGCUGGAGUUGGAGAAAGAACUCGUGAGGGUAAUGAUCUAUACCACGAGAUGAUUGAGUCUGGUGUCAUUUCCUUGAAGGAUAAAACAUCAAAGGUAGCCCUUGUCUAUGGACAGAUGAAUGAACCUCCUGGCGCCCGUGCCAGAGUGGCUCUCACAGGUCUCACUGUUGCUGAAUACUUCAGAGAUCAGGAGGGUCAAGAUGUACUGCUGUUCAUUGACAACAUCUUCAGGUUCACUCAGGCUGGUUCUGAGGUGUCUGCCCUUCUGGGUCGUAUUCCAUCAGCUGUAGGAUAUCAGCCAACUCUGGCCACUGACAUGGGUACCAUGCAGGAGCGUAUUACCACCACGAAGAAAGGAUCAAUCACAUCAGUACAAGCUAUUUACGUACCAGCUGACGAUUUGACAGAUCCAGCUCCAGCCACGACAUUCGCCCACUUGGACGCCACCACUGUGCUCUCCCGUGCUAUCGCUGAGCUCGGUAUUUACCCCGCCGUCGAUCCCCUCGACUCCACUUCCCGUAUCAUGGAUCCCAACAUCAUCGGAGCCGAGCACUACAACAUUGCCCGUGGAGUACAGAAAAUCCUCCAGGACUACAAGUCCCUCCAGGAUAUCAUUGCUAUUCUGGGUAUGGACGAAUUGUCUGAGGAGGACAAACUCACCGUAGCAAGAGCUAGGAAAAUCCAGAGGUUCCUCUCUCAGCCAUUCCAGGUCGCUGAGGUUUUCACAGGACACGCCGGAAAAUUGGUACCCCUCGCUGAGACCAUCAAGGGAUUCCAGAAAAUCCUGGCAGGUGAACUCGACCACCUUCCAGAGGUUGCUUUCUACAUGGUGGGUCCCAUCGAGGAGGUCGUUGCCAAGGCCGAGACCCUCGCCAAACAAUAAACAAAAUUUAAAAAACCAUCGAAUGAAGAAGAAAAUGACACAUUUUUAAGCGAUAAAAUAAUAGUUGAAGAAGCAACUUCUCGUCAUCAGUUCAUUUAAUAAAUCAGUACCUCAAUUAUUUGUAUAGUGUAAUCCAUUUGAAUUAUUCAUACGCCCUUCAAUUGUUAAUCCAUCACUGGAUGUGAUUGUUCGAAACCUUUAGCUAAAAACAGAAAUUUGUCACUGCAAAUUGAAAUAAUCGUGUCGUAACGUUACGCUUGGCCACCAGGCACCAAGUUAUUGUACAUUAGUAAGGAAAAAACGAAGUAAUAAAAAAAAAUUAAAAACAA
This is a messenger RNA of Diachasmimorpha longicaudata, 1944 nucleotides long. RefSeq names its product ATP synthase subunit beta, mitochondrial (gene ATPsynbeta). Bases 53 to 1615 code for a protein of 520 amino acids. The record is from RefSeq and is a predicted model, not a curated record. Gene Ontology annotation, biological process: proton motive force-driven mitochondrial ATP synthesis; proton transmembrane transport. The transcript has 5 exons. Lineage: Eukaryota; Metazoa; Arthropoda; Insecta; Hymenoptera; Braconidae. Gene Ontology annotation, molecular function: ATP binding; proton-transporting ATP synthase activity, rotational mechanism; ATP hydrolysis activity.